Messenger RNA from Trichomycterus rosablanca, 3069 nucleotides. RefSeq names its product exocyst complex component 8 (gene exoc8). Lineage: Eukaryota; Metazoa; Chordata; Actinopteri; Siluriformes; Trichomycteridae. Gene Ontology annotation, biological process: Golgi to plasma membrane transport; intracellular protein localization; exocytosis. Gene Ontology annotation, cellular component: exocyst. The coding region runs from base 79 to 2139 and encodes 686 amino acids. The record is from RefSeq and is a predicted model, not a curated record. The transcript has a single exon.
UUGUUUUUGAUAAAUAACGACACAGGGAGACGAUUUGUUCGAAGAUACUUUCAUAGAAUAACGAAUAAACACUUUAAAAUGUCUGAAACAGCAAACAGACUGCGCAAGCAGCUCGAAUCACCCAAUUUUGAUCCACAAAACUAUGUAAAACAGCUCUCACAGCAGUCAGAUGGAGAUCGAGAUCUUCAAGAACACAGACAGAAGAUACAAACGCUGGCUGACGAGACCGCACAGAAUCUCAAGAAAAAUGUCUACAAGAAUUACAGGCAGUUUAUCGAGACUGCCAAGGAGAUUUCAUACCUGGAAAGUGAGAUGUACCAACUGAGUCAUAUACUGACUGAACAGAAGAGCAUCAUGGAGAGUAUCACCCAGGCUUUGCUGUCAACUGACAAGGAUGAAGCAGCCAAAGAAAUGCUUACUGCUUUCCCCAAAGAAACCGAGGAGGUGAAGCAAAGAACCCUGACGACACUUUUGGAGAAAGUCGAAGGUUGCAAGAACAUCAUGGAGACACCUGGCCGAUAUCUGGUCUACAACGGCGAUCUUUUUGAAUACGAUGCUGACAACAUGUCGCAGUUACAGAAAGUGCACGCCUUCUUGAUGAACGACUGUCUGCUUAUAGCCACCUGGCUACCAAAUCGUCGCGGUGCAGUCAAGUACAAAUACAAUGCUCUUUAUGACCUGGAGAGCUUUGCUGUCGUCAAUGUCAAAGACAACCCUCCCAUGAAAGACAUGUUUAAGAUCCUGAUGUUCCCGGAUAGUCGCAUUUUUCAAGCAGAGAACAGCAAGAUCAAAAAGGAGUGGUUGGAGAUUCUGGAUGAGACUAAGAAAUCCAAAGUGAAGGACCGUAACAAGAAAGAAGAGGAGGUUCCUAAGUCUCCAGUCAGGCCGGAGGUCACUGCACUCUCCACCAACCCAUUUGAUGAGGAGGAAGCUCUUGACACAGAGGAAAUUGUGGAUUUAAGUCCAGAGUGGAUUCAGGAACUCCCAGAGGAUCUUGAUGUCUGUAUUGCUCAGCGAGAUUUUGAAGGGGCAGUGGACCUAUUGCAGAAGCUCAAUGAGUACUUGAAGGACCAGCCAGUGACUUUGAAGGUCAAAGAGCUGAAGGGGAAAGUGGAUAACCGAGUUCGGCAGCUGACCGAGGUCUUGGUGUUUGAGCUUUCACCGGAUCGCUCACUGCGUGGUGGACCGAAAGCGACACGCCGCGCUGUUUCACAGUUAAUCCGACUUGGCCAGUCCACCAAAGCUUGUGAUCUGUACCUAAAGAAUCGAGCUGCUGCAGUGCACACAGCCAUCCGUCAGCUGCGCAUCGAAGGGGCCACAUUGUUAUACAUCCAGAAGCUUUGCAACGUUUUCUUUACUGGAUUGCUAGAAACAGCCCGGGAGUUUGAGACUGACUUUGCAGGAGACACAGGCUGCUAUUCUGCUUUUGUUGUCUGGUCUCGCUCGGCAAUGCGGAUGUUCGCAGAUGCCUUCAGCAAACAAGUCUUCGACAGCAAGGAGAGCCUGACGACAGCUGCUGAAUGUGUCAAGUUGGCGGAAGAGCACUGCAAGCAGCUAAGCGACAUUGGACUGGACCUGACAUUCAUCCUGCAAUCUCUUCUUGUUAAGGACGUCAAGGCAGCUCUUCAGUGCCAGAAAGAUGUCAUCAUCGAGGCCACCAAGCACCGCAACUCCGAGGAGAUGUGGCGCAGAAUGAACCUGAUGACCCCUGAAGCUCUCGCCAAGCUCAAAGACGAAAUGCGAAACUGUGGCAUUAUCUCCUUCAAUCAGUACACCGGCGACGACUGCUGGGUGAACCUCAGCUACACUGUUGUGGCUUUUACCAAGCAGAUGAUGGCGUUUCUGGAGGAAGGCCUGAAACUCUACUUCCCUGAGUUGCACCUGGUGUUCCUCGAGAGCCUGAGAGAGAUCAUCCUGGUGGCCGUGCAGCACGUCGACUACAGUCUGCGCUGUGAGCAGGACUCUGAGAAGAAAAGCUUCAUCCUGCAGAACGACUCAUUCCUACAUGAGACUGUGCUUCCAGUGGUGGAGCGCAGGUUUGAGGAAGGUGUCGGCAAACCAGCCAAACAGCUGCAGGACCUCAGGAAGGGAUCCAGGUCUGUUAGAGUUAAUCCAGAGAGUACCACGUCUCUGGUGUGAUGUGAACCACCAUGACUGAAGACUGUGUGACUACACAUUAAUAAUAAUACUAACUGAAUCUUUCAUACUUGUUUUGCUUUCAAGGUGCAUUGGUCAAAUUUUAAUGAUAGAACAUUUAUAAAUAUCUAGAGAACACAAAGAAACAGCAUUGUUGAAACUGUCUGAUCAACUGAUGUGUUCAGCAAGCCUGAGAAAAACACAGCAUGAGUUGGCUUGUUCACCUUUAUCCUGUCUUUCAUGCUAUAGGCAUGCUUUCAGAAGCAAUUCACAAUAAAUUUUACUACUCACAAAUAGAAACAUGUCAGACUAUCCUGCCAAGGGACUCAAAUUGUAUAAAAUUUUGCUUAAGGGGUAAGCAUGAUCUGCUGCUGUAGUUCACUUUGUAAGCACUGAAGCAAAAAUUUUACCCUUUGCACCUUUAAAUGAAUACAUUAACCAGGUUUACACACUAAAGAUCAUUUGACUGCUUUCACUGGGUUUUAUUGGACGUCUGAUAACUUAGAUUUAUUAUUUACAUGCACUGCUAGAAACGCAUCAACUGUAUUUUUGUAUCUGUUGCUGAUAAUCAGUUAAUAAUGUACAUCAUUAAAAUAAUUGAACGAUGUAUAUGUCAUUUAUGCUGUUUUGUUUAUAAGGAUGUGACUUUACACCCCUAAAUACAUCUGUCUUGUCUUUAUUAAUGAUAUUUAGUAACUACAGUAGAGUUAUGCAUGUUGACACUGCUACUAAUAAUUAAGAUCACAUUGUAUGUCUCCACAUUAACUGCUAACAUUAGCUUUAAAUGAAUUUAAUUUUUUAUCAUUUAAAUAAUAAUAAUAGAUUAUGUAAAAAAUCAGUGGUAGGGUACUAGACCUGAGCAAGGCCCUUAACCCUCAGUUGCAUUGAAUAAGUUGCAAUUAUGAGUCCCUUUCAAUAAAAGCAUUUGCUAAA